Drosophila novamexicana is the source of this 2562-nucleotide messenger RNA. RefSeq names its product flocculation protein FLO11. Lineage: Eukaryota; Metazoa; Arthropoda; Insecta; Diptera; Drosophilidae. Gene Ontology annotation, molecular function: protein serine/threonine phosphatase inhibitor activity. The transcript has 3 exons. The record is from RefSeq and is a predicted model, not a curated record. Bases 183 to 1814 code for a protein of 543 amino acids.
GAAUGCUGUAAAUAAUAGUCGCGUAUACUCGAGCAGCAUAAUUUUAUGCAAUGUUAGCGCUGAUUUUGCUUUAAUGUCUGAACGUGCCUGGUUACCGCGUAAGUGUCGUUACCCAACACUAGGAAAAAACUGAAACUGGCUGCAGAAAAUUGUAAUCACAGGACAUAACUUUACUCGUUUCAAUGGACACGAACGCUAGCAGCAACAGCAGCAGCGGCAGCGGCAGCGGCAGCAACGAUGAGCAGCCCAACAAGACGCCAAACGAGGCAGAGACGGCUGCAACCUCUGUGCCUAUGGAUACGCUCGAUCCGCCGCUCAGCGGCAGCAACAACACCAACUCCAAGACGCUCAAACGCUGCCUCAGCGUGCCCAUAAUACGCACGCUGCCGGGCAAGCCGACGCCGAUGACGACGCGCGCCGCCGCAGCAGCUGCCGCGGCAGCCAAAGAGCAGACACCAAAGAAGAAGGAACAGCAGCCGCAGCAGCGGCCCGAGUCUAUUGUCAGCAGCAUCGGCUCCAAUUUCAGCCUCAACACGCUGGCAGGCAUCGAUUGCUUUGGCAAAAAUAUACACAUACGCUCGCAGCCCAGCUCGCGGGAAGUCUCGCCGGCGCCAGUUUUCAAUCCGUUUACGCCACGUGCACGUCGCUACUCGGCCAGCUACAGUCCGGCGCUGAACGGCGCCGGAGCGGGCUUGGGUGCAGCGCUGUGUGUUACGCCGCGCGUCUCACAGCUGCGGCAGGAGGAGUGCGCCGAUCUCAACAGCCGAGAGGUGAAUCACGAGCGUGAGGUGCAUCGCGAAAUUCAAAUCUCACAGAGCUGGGAGGAUCUAACACUGGUGGCGGAGAACUGGUCCUGCAAAUCAGACGAAUUCUCCAAUCCGCUGCAAGUGGUGCUGCCCAACGGCAGCAGCAACAGCACCAGCUGCUCCAGUCCCAGCCCCACAAGCAAUCGCGCCGGCAUGCGCCUGCCCUACUCACCCUCGCCGACACGUCGCACAUUCGCCACACGGCGCUCCAUGUCGCCCAUCGCAAUGCGACCCUCGUCUCUGGGCCCCGUCAAACGCAAAUUCGAGCUGGACGACAACAAUCCAGGCGUCAGCAACUGGAGCGUCUACUCGCCACCGCCGCCCAAGAAGAUCUUUACAGAUAGCCGUGGCUCAUCACCUGUAUGCCAAUCGCCUUCAUCCGUGUGUCCCAGUCCCGACUCGGGCACCUACGACGGACGCAUUACGCCCAAGCUCUUCAUAUCGAAACUGUGCACCAACAACAAUGCCGGCGGCAAUAAUAACAGCAGCAGCAGUGGCUGCCCCUCGCCGGUGUCUGCUUCACCCAGCAGCAUUCUACCUGGCAAUGGCCUGGAGGGCAUGUGCCUGACGAGCGGCAGUCAAAGUCAGAGCAUCGAUGAGGGCAUCUCCAUACCGGAAAGCGAGCCAAACACUUGUCGCAGUCGCACCUCUUCCAUAUUGUCGACAGCCUCGUCCAGCAGUGUGCUCGGCGGACCCCAGCUGCUGGUCAACGAUAUGGUUGAUGAUGCUACGCUAAUGGAUGAUGCCAAGAGCGAAACGUCAUCGAUUGGCGGAUGUUCCACAAUCAGCAUUGAAUCCUCCUCCUGCGACAGCGGCGCCAGGGCGGCGGCCACAUUUCUAAAUCGCCUGGCCGUUGAUGAUGGCGGCUCGCCGCUGGCCCAGAAGAGUUUCUACAUCAAUAAGCAGGGCUUUUCCGGGGCCAAGAAGUUCAUUGUUAACCACGAGAAACUGAGCACAUCUCUGGACCCCAGCAAGGCCAACAAGCAGGAUGUGCAGCAAAAGCUUUAAGCGAUUCCCCGCAUCGCAUUGUACAAUAGAUUAUAACCUGCAGCCGCGUAUGCCUUCUAUAAUUUGUAUAUGCUGCUGCGCCAUAGUUAUAUACGUAGCUCUAAUAAUGGCAUUAUUAAUCAAGCGUUAUUCUAACCCAACCAACACCCACCCAAUGUCCCGAGCUUUACUUAGUUUGCCUUAUCAUUAAGUACUGUACAUAAUUAAGUUGUUUAACGCCAGAUCUUGUAUACAUUGCAUAUCAUCUGUAUAACCUAGCCUCUCUUCUAUACCCUGUAAUUCUUUCUUUAUAAUUAGCAACAUGUGUUUUUAAUAUGUUUAUUGCGCGAUCCGAGUUGAUUUAACCGCUAACCCGAUAUCUUAUGUAUAUGUCUCAUUACCAAUGCCGUUUCUGUAGAUGACAUAUGAUACCUAUGAAAUAGUAACCACUUUUUUUUAUAUACAUAUAUAUUAAUAUAUAUAGAUUGCUAUAUUUAGCCCUAUUUACGGUACACCUAGUUGUUAGCCCGCUUAGAUAAUAGUACCAAUCCAAUUUUGCCAAAUAUGUUUCUUAUAUGUAUAUGUACGUAUGUAUAUGACACGUUUGAAAUUCGAUCGAUUUAAUACGGAUAUCUGCGCGUAUCCGACAUUAUAAAAUGUUUGUCUUACGAUCCAGUCGAGCAUCGUAUGCGAAUUUAAAUAUUUAGCUUCAAGAUGUUAUUUUCAAAUGAACACAAAAACAUAAUAAACAAGUUUUUUUCAAUAGAUU